AGACAGCCACCGUUAUUGCACCAUCUCCACCGUUCCACCCCGACGAAGCUUCUCUCCCCUAUCUUCCCACCCAAAACCUUUCCAAAUUCCCCUUUCCCAAAGUCAAAAACCCUAACCUCCAUAGAUUCUAAUCUUCAUCCAAUUUCAAAUCCCCAUUCACCCAUUUUGUCAAAAUUUCAGAAAAUCCGUAGAUUGAAAAUAUUUUUCUACCCCCAAUUCUCUCAUUCAAUCUGACCCAGUUGAUUAUAAAGGAUAAUAAGAAACCCCAGAUUCUGAAUUUGGUCCUUGGGUUGUUGAUGGACACAAUUAAGCGGUGUAGAGGAUACCCAAAGCCCUCGCCGGAUCUCUCACCGCUCACCACAUCGACGUCUCUCACUGAGACCGUAAAUGGGUCUCACGAUUUUAAGAUCAGCGGCUACUCAUUGGCGAAGGGUAUGGGUAUCGGAAAGUACAUAGCUUCCGAUACUUUCAUGGUCGGUGGGUACGCCUGGGCUAUUUAUUUUUACCCAGACGGUAAGAGCCUCGAAGAUAACGCCACGUAUGUUUCGCUUUUCAUCGCGCUGGCUAGCGAGGGCGCUGAUGUACGGGCUUUGUUUGAGUUGACGUUGUUGGAUCAGAGCGAUAGAGGAAGACACAAAGUGCAUAGCCAUUUUGAGAGAGCGCUUGAGAGUGGUCCCUAUACGCUUAAAUACCGUGGAAGCAUGUGGGGUUAUAAACGCUUUUUCAAAAGAAGUCUUUUAGAGACAUCAGACUACCUUAAGGACGACUGUCUUUCCAUAAAAUGCUGUGUUGGCGUUGUCAAGUCAUACACAGAAGGACCGAAGGUAUACUCUAUAGCAGUGCCGCCUCCAGAUAUCAGUAAACAUUUUGGAAAUAUUUUACAAAGUGAAAGGGGAAGUGAUGUGAGUUUUGAAGUUGACGGGGAAGUAUUUGCUGCUCACAAGUUAGUGCUAGCAGCACGCUCUCCGGUGUUCAGAGCACAACUUUUUGGUCCUUUGAAGGAUAAGAACACCCAUCACAUAAAAGUAGAAGACAUAGAGGCGCCAGUAUUUAAGGCAUUGCUCCAUUUCAUAUAUUGGGAUGCACUUCCUGACAUGGAAGAGCUUGUGGGUCUGAACACAAAAUGGGCCUCUACAAUGAUGGCCCAGCAUCUCCUUGCAGCGGCAGAUCGGUAUGCCCUUGAGAGGCUUAGAUUGCUAUGUGAGGCUAAACUUUGUGAGGAUAUCUCUAUAAACACUGUUGCAACUACAUUAGCAUUGGCAGAGCAACACCACUGUUUUCAGUUGAAAGAUGUGUGUCUUAAAUUCGUUGCAUUGCCUGAAAACUUAAAAGCUGUAAUGGAAACGGAUGGAUUUGAAUACUUGAAGGAGAGUUGCCCUUCUGUUCUUACUGAGUUACUACAAUAUGUUGCGAGGAUUGGGGAGCAUUCUGUCAUUACUUGUGGAUAUGGCAAGUUAACUUUGUUUGAUGGCAGUGAUGUUAACAGAAGGAGAGUGAAGCCGAGGUUGUAUUGAUACCAAGUAAGAUUGUCAUCGGCCGCAACAUUAAAAAGAGCUUGUUAGGAUCUACACAUUUUUCAUUCUACUAACAGCUAAUUCAUUUGAAAAGAAAGGUGGCUCGAAUGAGUUUUCUUGUAACGUUUUUGCUUCCAAUUGUGAAAUAUUGUUUUGUCGUCUUUGUUGUAUCAAGUGAAGAACAUAUUGUCCCAGUAAAUUUGUGUGCAGUUUUGUGUUGCUUA
This is a messenger RNA of Humulus lupulus (European hop), 1738 nucleotides long. Its product is annotated as BTB/POZ and MATH domain-containing protein 2-like. The record is from RefSeq and is a predicted model, not a curated record. Lineage: Eukaryota; Viridiplantae; Streptophyta; Magnoliopsida; Rosales; Cannabaceae. The coding region runs from base 297 to 1514 and encodes 405 amino acids. The transcript has 4 exons. Gene Ontology annotation, molecular function: protein binding. Gene Ontology annotation, biological process: protein ubiquitination.